Molecule: messenger RNA, 4299 nt
Organism: Naegleria gruberi
Lineage: Eukaryota; Heterolobosea; Eutetramitea; Acrasida; Naegleriidae
Exons: 5
Coding region: 1-4299 (1432 amino acids)
Source: RefSeq, a predicted model, not a curated record
AUGAAAACGAGCAAAGACGACAAGGGAUUUCUAAUGGAAUGCUUGAAUUUAAGUUGGAAUAGAUUAUCAGAAGUUUUAGAUUAUAAUUUACCAAUUGGAAAGAAUGCAAUCUAUGUUCCUGCCAAUAUUCGUAACAUUGAUAGUGGUACUAUAAUUCUACCAGAUGAAGAUGUGCUCAUUAUGAAUUCUAGUUAUCCACUCACUCCAAUUUACUAUUCGACAGGUUCUUGGAAUGGAGGAAAUGCACGUUGUGAUAUUGUGAAUCCACCAAAGGUUUUGGCCACUGUUCCAUUUCCAAGUGAUCUUGUGUUGCCAUCUAGUUUGGCUAAUUAUGCUGCUGCCAUAUUGAUGCAAGAUGGACAGACAUUGGUACAGACACAACCAUUGUGUCAUUGUACAAAUAGUACUGCCACAUCAAAUGUAACCUCCAUGACCAAUAUUAUCAAGGUUAAUUUAUAUGGAGAUGGAAGACUUGGAUCUCAUGGAGGAUCUGGAUUGUCAUCUAUUGGAGGAGCUCUUCGAUUGGGAGAGUUAAUUCCAGAUGCUAAUGGAACAGUUCAUCCAGUACUGGAUGACACCUUUUGGAAUGCAAUCAAUAUUGGUACUGAAAUAUCAGCUGAGGGAAGCUAUAAUGAUCAGUUUGAAAAAGCAUAUGGUCUAAAAUUUGGAUCACGUGGUAAUCAGUGGGCACUCGAUGUGAAAUUAUUGUUUUCAAAUAUUUCAGUUGUUGAUAAUUGGAAUAUGGGAAUGUGGCAACAAGUAGCUGCAUCCAAUGGUUCAAUGGGUUCUGGUGGUGGAACUCCUCUUAUGAGCUGGGCUCCACAAUUUUACAAUGGAACAUCAAACCCAAAAACUUCAAUUUCACCACCAUUCAGAAAUGUAUCUAUAAGAAAUAGUUCAAUGGAAAAUGGAGAAUUGACUCUUCAAGCAUUUGGUCAUCAAAUCAUUGUGUUUAUGAUUUGUUUCAACAGCAUGAUGUUCAACUACAAGACAAUUUCUGGAUCAUCCACAACAACAAGCCUUCCGAGUAGUCUACUUUCAUCAUCAAUGGCUGCUUCCUCUCAUCAUUUACAUAAUCCUCUCUCCAUCCUAUCUUCAUUACCAUCUACCAUAGGAGGAACAACAUCAAUCCAUAACAAUGUAACUAGUGCUUUUCCUAUUGGACAACAAGCAACACAACAAGCAAUUUGUCUUGAAUGUGCCUUGGCAUUCCUGUUUGAUAAGAGCCAAUUAUCGUUGAGGAAGAUUAAACUAUUAGAUGUGUUGAAGCAACUUCUUUGUCCUUCUUCCUCGGCCAUGAUUAUAUCUUCACUAGCCUCUGGGAUGAAUCCUAAAAUCAAUUCAAUGGUCAAUGAUUUGGAUCAUGUAGGUCCUUUGUUACUUUCCACUUGUUUGAAAGCUAUCCUUCCUGCUUCAUCAUCACUCGUGUUGGACAAUAGUCAAGGAGGCUUGAAGACUAAAUCAGCAUACCAAGCAUCAUCAUUGGGAGAGAACAACAUACUUGAAGAGGUUAUUCGCUUAUGGUUGGAAAUUGUUCCAACUGAUAAGUUACUUUCCAGAGAUUUUCCUCUAAUUGUGCAAGUGAUGUGUGGAAUAAGUGAAGAACAACAACAAUUUGGUGAUGUUUGUGCCAACUUUCUCUGUUUAUUAGUUGACAAGAUUUGUAGAAGUCUUCAAUCUGAAGAUUGUUGGAAUGUAGUGAACAUACCUGUGGAAGCCUUCUCUUCACUGCUCAUCAUCCUCAUCAACAACUUUACUUCCAAUCAGCUAUCAUUCAACAAGACGGAAAAUGAACAAAAGUCUGAUGUUCUAUUCAUCAUAUUGAAAUUAUGCCAAAUUAUUCAACUACACAGUGAUUGUACUCGAAUUGCACAUGGUGUGUGGAACAACAAAUCCAAUGAGACAUUCAUUGACACUGUUCUUGCUUGUUUGUUGAAGGCUGAGGAUGAAGAUCUUCAUAUUAAUGCUUUGGCUGUUUUGCAUUGUCUUGUUAGGUUUGACAGGGAGGCUCUUGAUGUACUCUCCAUCAUUGACUACCAAAGAUUAAUUAAUGCUCUCAUAUCAGUGAUUCUCUCUCCAAACAUUUCCAUACAAAUUAUUUGCAACCAACUCAUACUGGAAUGCUCAACAAAAAGUCAAGAUGCCAGAGUUCAAUUUUUAAAUUCAGAUAUUAGUGACUUUCUUUUUGAAGCUCUUAACAAGGAUGCUACUGGAGAAAUAAGCCCAUCAAUUUUAGCCAUAUUUCACUCCCUUUUGGUUUCUGGAAACAAUUUGGUUGGUACUAAUUUUUUGCAUAAUUUCCAAGAGUUAGGUAUUACAGCAUUGUUAAAGAUUUUUCCAUCCAAAGUUGAAACUAUUGACCACUUGAAUUUGUCAAAUAAUAUUCUGAGCAUAUUUUACAUGUACUAUUUGAAUAGUGUAGAAUUUGGCCUUACUACCCAGAAAGACUUUCAAAAUAAUUUCAAUUCAUUGUGCGAACAGAUCAGUAUCACAAUAAUUAAUUUUCCUAGUGAUGUUGUAAAGGAGAUGGUUACAACAAUUGGCUUGAAUUUCAAGACUCUCUGUGAGAUUUGCUAUAUGUUCAUACAACAAUCUACACUCGAUACGAGUAAACUGGUACACCAUUUAACAGUAUUAUUUAGCACUAUUUUGAAAAAUGGAGUUUUGGAUGAAGUUGAAGAGGGACUUGCUACUUUUAUGAUUUGUGCUAUUGGGCUUGGAAGAUUGAGUGAAUUUCAACAAUCAGAUUUGUUAUCAAGAAUUGAUGAGCUCAUUCUUGAGCAUGUUAAUAUCUCUGAGAGUCUUCAUGAAAGAUUUUUGAGAACAUGUCACGACUAUUUCUAUCAAAGACUUGUUCAACAAAAAAGGGCCAGUAUUCUUGAUUAUCUAUUGCAAAAGAAAUUUGUAUCAUUAUCUAUUAAUUCAUCCUGUGAAAUGACACUUGCUCACAAACAGCUAUUAGUCCUAGUAUUGCACUCUAGUGAUUUAUUGGAUUCACCUGUAGAGAGCUCCAUAUUGGAUCAGAUUGAUUUUUCUCCAACUAGCAUUGUUGGUAUGUUACGAAGUGAUCUUUGUGCAUUAGGAAUUGCUCUUUUACAUUACACCCUUUUUAAUAAUGAAAUUAUUACACCACUGAAUACAUUAUUGUCCACUAUUUCAACAAUGAUUCUUGAUAAGAGCCUUAGUAAUUUGAGCACUCUUUCCAGGCUCAGACUUUCCGAACUCUUUGUUGGUCUUUCCUUACAUUAUUCUUUCGGCACAAUUCCCUCCACAAUAUCUAACUUGGUUCUGGGUUGGUAUCUGGAGUGUAUGAAGUUGACAAAUUUUUCCUUCAAGGAGAGAACCUCACUCUUUGUAAAAUGGGCUUCUCAACAGGAGAGCACAACAAGUGGUAUUACACGUACCUUAUUAUCUGGUCUUAUCAACAUGCAAUCACAUAGCCAAGAGUCGUAUUUGCUUGGUAUUUUAAAGGAUGCCAGAGUGGAUCUUGUACCAACUCUAGUUUCACUCUUUAUGGAAAAUUCAACAUCGAAAAAUUCAACUACCCAAUUCUUGAGAAUACUGAGCGAAUACUUCACAACAGAAGCACUGGUUCAUGAGAAGGACUCUACACUUGUCAUUCAGAAAAUAAUAGAACCUACUUUGAGUAAUAUUUAUAUUUCACUCAAGAAGGGAUGUAACACCAACCUUACAUCAACUCUUGAUGAGAUUACUAAAUGCACUAGCAUCAUAUUGGAUUUCUCGAGAAGUGUUGUUUAUCUCUCAACUAUUUUUAAUCACUAUUCUAAAAUAUUUCAUUCUCUUUCAGACCUAAAGCUAGAUUUGAAGACUAUUGGCCUCACUAUGAAUAUACUAACGAAAAUUAUCUACUUGAUAAGAUCAGCAGAUGAUAAUGGCAUUUCUUUACAGAGACUCUCUAGCUUUCAAGUCAAAUCCAACUUGACAAGGUCACUUCAAUCCAUAGAGAAAUUACUCACUUUAUUUGAUUCAGAGAAUAUUGCAAGUGGUUUUAUUAUUAGCAUCUUUCAACUCAUAACAGCCUUGCUUCGUAGUAUGGUGGGAUCAAGCGAAGAGAAUUCCCAAAUUUGUGAAACAUUGUUGAAAUUUACCAUUCAAUAUUUGAAUAAUGAUUCUCCACUUUUAAGAAUUCUUUCAACAUGUACAUUCCACACAAUAUUGUCAACAAGUAGCAAGAUUGAUCAUUCGAAAGUUUGGAGUUUUACCUUGGCUUAUUCAUUACUGAAUAAUAUUUUAAGUGUAAGUACAAUCAUAUCUUCAGUGUCGACUAAUAUUUUUUGA